Molecule: messenger RNA, 2516 nt
Organism: Archocentrus centrarchus (flier cichlid)
Lineage: Eukaryota; Metazoa; Chordata; Actinopteri; Cichliformes; Cichlidae
Gene: trmt44
Product: tRNA methyltransferase 44 homolog
Exons: 11
Coding region: 191-2104 (637 amino acids)
Biological process (GO): tRNA methylation
Molecular function (GO): metal ion binding; tRNA (uridine) methyltransferase activity
Source: RefSeq, a predicted model, not a curated record
UUUUUGGAAUAAAGCCAUUAAACGGGUAUUUAGACCAAUUUUUUAAAAACAGUGUUUUAUCGUGAAUUACACGUUUCUGUUUUUUUUUGUUUUUUUUUUUUAAUUUACCUCCAGCACAGACCUAUGCCAUAAGAAACUCCCCCCGGAAGCUGGCUCAGUGAUUGUAAACACACGCUUGUGAUGCUCAAGUAUGCCAAAGCUCUUCGAUAUAAAGUUCCCGGGAGGAUGUAAGACUCUACCGGAUGGCUUCUGGUCAGCCAUAGACGUGUGGAUAAAGAAAGCUCAUGUUGUAAACAAGCGUCUCUGCGGAGUUAAAGAGUCCGACAGCAAAGAUGUGGACCCAGAGGACCUCCGGUUGCUGCUGGAUGAUCCUGAGCUCUUCCCAGAUGUGCUGCUCUUCCUGAGCAGCAGGGCUUCAUCUGCACACGGACACAGACCGGAUAAACCGUGGUCCUACAGCGUCAGGACAUUUAUUCCCAAAGUAAACUGCUACGGGCAAAACCUGCAUAAAGAAGUUAUUCUGAAAGACUUUGGUAGACAACGAGUGACCUUUAUUCCAUUUGAAGAGGAUACAGAGGGAAAAGUGUCUCUGAAGAAGUGCAACAUUUAUCAAAUUGCGCUCUGCAAUCAGGACUGUGAGGAAUGGGCGUUGGAGUUGCAUGUGCUGUCGGUUGAUUCCUGGUUCUCUGAUGGCAUCGCCUACCCCAAGCUGCCCUGGCUCUCCUCUGAUCUGCUGCCUAAGCUGGUGCGCUGGGCCACCGAGUGCAAGAGUAGCGAGUUCAAGAGCACAUUGUCUCUGCUGCCGGUGGAGAAGUACAGCCUCAUGUACCAGAAGCUGAAGGAAAAGUACAAGGCUAUGGUGAAGGUUUGGCCUGAGGUGACAGAUCCUGAAAAGUUUGUCUAUGAGGAUGUUGCUAUUGCUACAUAUCUCCUGGUGCUGUGGGCCGAGGAGAGAGCAGAGAAAAGUCUGACUGCCCGGCAGUCCUUUGUGGACCUCGGCUGUGGAAAUGGCCUCCUGGUUCACAUUCUGACAAAUGAAGGGCACCCUGGAAGGGGCAUCGAUGUUCGCAGGAGAAAGAUCUGGGACAUGUACGGCCCCCAGACUCUGCUAGAGGAAAAAGCAAUUACUCCCAGCGAGAGCUUCUUAUUCCCGGGUACAGACUGGCUGAUUGGGAACCAUUCGGACGAGCUCACACCGUGGAUCCCCGUUAUAGCAGCCAGGUCAUCGUAUUCCUGCUGCUACUUUGUCCUCCCCUGCUGUUUCUUCGACUUCUAUGGAAAAUACCAGAGACGUCAGUGUAAGAAGUCUCAGUAUAAGGAAUACAUCGACUUCAUCGCUGAGGUCAGCCAAGUCUGUGGUUUCAGCACUGAAGAAGACUGUUUAAGAAUACCUUCGACCAAACGGGUGUGUCUGGUAGGCAAGUCGAGAAACUAUCAGCUAUCUGACGAGCUCAACUUAGAGCAACAAAGGGCUCAUUACAUCCACAGCCGCCGCGCUGCUCCUGGGGUCAUAGUUCAAAGGUCAGACAUCAGUAAUGAUGAGGACUGUUGCAAUGGGAACGGAAGCUGUAACAGCACCCCCGGGAGCUCUUGGGGAGCCGGAUUCCUGCCCCGAGAUCGGGUCGAAACAGUUCGAAAUUGCGCUGCCCUCCCGCGGGACUUCGUUGAUGGCGUUGUCCUGCAGGUUGCUAAUGUUCUUCUGGGAAUGACUGCGGCUGAUGGCGAAGGAUCCCGCAGGGGCUGGAACCAAGGAGGCAGCCUUUCUGUGAGUGAGGUUGCUGGGCUGUUGGGGCAGGAAACCCUGCAGCUCCUGAAGAAAGAGUGUGGAGGCCUUCAGACACUUCUAAGGAACAAUCAUCAAGUCUUCAGAGUGGAAGGAGGGCGAGUCUACAUAAGAGACUGGCGGGAGAGGAAGCCCCUCAGGGCGGAUGCCAAAAGGAAGCCCGUUACCCCCGGUGCCCUGAAAACUCGCCUCUGCUGGUUUCACGCUCACCACCCUCAGGGCUGCCCCCUGCAGCCUGAAAACUGUGCCUUCGCCCACGGAUCAGACGAUCUCCGACCGUCGACCAGACCGCUGAAGAAGAUAAAGAAUGAUGCCUUUUGACUCAAUCAUUCUUCACGGUAGCUCCAUAUUAUCUGGUUGCUUUUUAAACUGUUUUCCAGUUAAAAGACUGAGCUCUGUACAUCACCAUUUAAACCUGCUCAGAAAAGUCUCGUUUCCAGCCCUGCAGCUGCAAAGAUGAGGUUCAGGCCCAAGCAGUGAGUUUUAUUGAGGCACCGUUACAUCAUUUCUGGGAAUUGAGGCUUUGAAAUUUCACUGUCCUCUUUCUUCUUUGUAAGGCUGCCAAAAUGUGAUGCUUCCUGGUGGAGCUUCACUGUCAGAGCUCUCUAAACCUCUGGGUUAUGUUAUCUAAUGAAAUUUAUUUUCAAAGGGUUGUUUCUGCUGUUUCUUUAUUUGGUGGACUUUUGUAAAGUUCAGAUAUUCUUACUGACUAUAUAAAGCUGAUUUCUAGCGA